Molecule: messenger RNA, 798 nt
Organism: Arxiozyma heterogenica
Lineage: Eukaryota; Fungi; Ascomycota; Saccharomycetes; Saccharomycetales; Saccharomycetaceae
Gene: CHO1
Product: CDP-diacylglycerol-serine O-phosphatidyltransferase
Exons: 1
Coding region: 1-798 (265 amino acids)
Biological process (GO): phospholipid biosynthetic process
Cellular component (GO): membrane
Molecular function (GO): phosphotransferase activity, for other substituted phosphate groups
Source: RefSeq, a predicted model, not a curated record
AUGUCUAAUUUAACUAAAAGAAAAAUGAAUAAGUUUGUUAUUGAAGAAGGUGAAAAUAACGAUGGUCUUCAUGUUGACAUCACGCCUGUAUUAAGUAGAAAGGCGUCUAGUAUUUUCAGUAUUGACACUACUCCAUUAGCACCUCCUAAUGAAAGUGAUAUUGCUAAAUUUACAAGUGACGAUUAUCAUUUUAGUAUGAUUAGAAAUUUACAUAUGGCAGAUUUUAUAACAAUGUUAAAUGGUUUUUCCGGAUUUUACUCCAUUGUAAGUUGUUUAAGAUUUACAUUAACUAGUAAACCACAUUAUAUGCAAAGAGCUUAUUUUUUUAUAUUUUUAGGUAUGUGUUUUGAUUUCCUUGAUGGUCGUGUUGCACGUUUAAGAAAUAGAUCAUCUUUGAUGGGUCAAGAACUUGACUCUUUAGCAGAUUUAAUAUCAUUUGGUGUGGCACCAGCUGCUACUGCUUUUGCUAUUGGUUUUCAAACUACAUUAGAUGUUUUUGUAUUAUCUUUUUUCGUGUUAUGUGGUAUUGCUAGAUUGGCUAGGUUUAAUGUCACAGUCAGCUAUUUGCCAAAGGAUAAAACAGGUAAAUCAAAGUAUUUUGAGGGGUUCCCGAUGCCAACCACAUUAUUACUUGUCUUUUUCAUGGCUAUCUUAGUUUCAAAAGACUAUGUUUUUGAUAAAAUUCCUUUGGGUAUUGUUAGAGAAGGUAAAUACUUUGAGUUUCAUCCAUUGAUUUUACUAUUUUUUGUUCAUGGAUGUGGUAUGAUAUCAAAAUCUUUAAAAAUCCCUAAAUUGUAA